AUGGCCGCCAAUGGUACUUUCAAUCAACAAGACCAAUACAAGACAACCGAACAAUAUCCAGCUACUUCGGGUGCCGCUGGUUCCUCAACCGGAGGUGCUUCCGGUGGAGAGCUCUCCAAAGAUGAAGUUGGAUGGUACUUUGUCGAGCAGUAUUACACUACUUUAAGCAAAUCUCCAGAAAAGCUCCACCUCUUCUAUGGAAAGCCAUCUCAAUUCGUUUCUGGUGUCGAGGGAGCUCAAGCGCCAGUAUCUGUUGGCCGAGCUGGUAUCCAAGAACGUAUUCGCGAACUCGAUUUCCAAGACUGCAAAGUUCGUGUCACCAAUGUCGAUUCCCAAUCCUCCUUCGAUAACAUCGUCAUCCAAGUUAUUGGUGAAACUUCCAACAAGUCUGCCGAGCCCAAGAAAUUCGUUCAAACUUUCGUUUUAGCUCAACAAGCUACCGGUUAUUUCGUUCUCAACGACGUCUUCAGAUAUAUCAAUGAUGAGGGUGAAGAAGAACAAGUUGAGGCUACUGAGACCAAGGAGGAGUCUGCGCCAGCUCCAAUUGCUGAUGACGUCGAAAUGCCAGCUGCACCAGUCGCUGCGGAGGAAUCUGCAGCUCCAGAAGCUACUUUAGAUGCCGAGGUCGUUGACAAGAAGUUGGAAGAGACCAUUGAGGCUGGGCCCGCCACUGCCGAGCCAACUACAAACGGAGAAUCAACUGAGGCUGCUACCGAAGUUGAGGAGAAGCCAGAAGAGCCAAAAGCCGAGGAGCCAGCCCCUACACCAGAGGAAAUUGAGAAGGCUGUUGAUGAGGAAGUCAAGGAACCCGAAAAGCCAAAGGACCCCGUUCCAACCCCAGAGCUUUCCAGACAACCUUCUGCCGCCAAGCCAGCUCCCGUUCAACCAGCUACCCCAGCUAAGCCAUUGAGUUGGGCUGCCCGUAUUGCAGCUUCAGCUGGCACAGCACCAAAACCUGCUGUUCCAGUUGUGCAACCAAAGGCCGCCACUCCAGCUGCACAAAAGCCUGCUGCUGCCGCUCAACCAGCUGCUAAGCAACCAACGACCCCAGCAACAACCGCUGCUACUCCAGCCGCCGAGAAGAAGGAUAACUCACCAACAGGUUCUGCCGGAUGGCAAACCGCUGGAAGUGAUGCUAAGAGACAAAACAGACCUCAAUCUGUCUCUCAGCAAGCAACAGAAGACAAGGGAACUUUGGGAUACGUUCGCAAUGUCAACGCUUCAGUCAAGGACGAUGAAUUGCGCUCCAUCUUGAGCUCUUUCGGCGAGUUGGUCUACUUUGAUAUCAACCGCGCUAAGAACUGUGCUUUUGUCGAAUACGCCAAUGCAUCUGGCUACCAAGCAGCAGCUCAGGCUAACCCCCACAAGAUCGGCGAAGAAACUAUCUACGUUGAACCUCGCCGACCAAAGGCUUCUGCAUACGGUGGAAAUGGUUACUCUGGUGGUGGACGUGGUGGAAUGAACCAACGUGGCCGUGGUGGAUUUGAACAAGGUCGUCCUGGAAACCAAUCUCGAGGCAACUUUGGUGGAGCAAACCGUGGACGUGGAAAUGCUAAUGGACCAAGAGGAGGUCGUGGUGGUGCCACUCAAGCAGCUUAA
Botrytis fragariae is the source of this 1599-nucleotide messenger RNA. RefSeq names its product putative ntf2 and rrm domain-containing protein. Bases 1 to 1599 code for a protein of 532 amino acids. Gene Ontology annotation, cellular component: Ubp3-Bre5 deubiquitination complex; ribonucleoprotein complex; cytosol. Gene Ontology annotation, molecular function: mRNA binding. The record is from RefSeq and is a predicted model, not a curated record. Gene Ontology annotation, biological process: protein deubiquitination; ribophagy. NCBI's taxonomy places the organism in Eukaryota, Fungi, Ascomycota, Leotiomycetes, Helotiales, Sclerotiniaceae. The transcript is spliced from 4 exons.